Molecule: messenger RNA, 5199 nt
Organism: Acipenser ruthenus (sterlet)
Lineage: Eukaryota; Metazoa; Chordata; Actinopteri; Acipenseriformes; Acipenseridae
Product: XK-related protein 7-like
Exons: 3
Coding region: 244-1926 (560 amino acids)
Biological process (GO): engulfment of apoptotic cell; phosphatidylserine exposure on apoptotic cell surface; apoptotic process involved in development
Cellular component (GO): plasma membrane
Source: RefSeq, a predicted model, not a curated record
GCAGGCAGCGGCAGCAGCAGGCUGCAGCCCAUCCACCAUUCAAUGAGAAAGGGAGCUCCGCUUCUUUCAGUCCGGAAGUCAUCCAUCCGGUCCUGAUGCUGCCUUUUUGUGAUAUACAUAUAUAGUGUUUUAUAUAAGAAAUUAAUAAAUACAUACAUAAAUAAAAAUAAUUUAUUUAAAAAAAUCCUCCCAGUCUAAUCCGGAAGUCUUGAUUUUUUUUUUUUUUUCUGUUCUUCAACAAACAUGGCCGCUAAAUCUGAUGGAGCAGCCGUGUCUGUGCAGAAUGUGAAUCCGUCCAGGAGCCAGCCGAUCCCGGAGCAUCACCAACCCCAAUACCGUCAUGCCGGGAAGCGCUACUCCCUCCUGGAUUGCUGCUGGGUUCUCUGUGCUAUGUUGGUUUUCUUUUCGGACGGAGCCACCGACCUGUGGCUGGCGGUGGACUACUACCUGAAGCGGGAUUACUGGUGGUUCGGGCUAACGCUGGUGUUCGUGGUAGUUCCCUCUGUGGUUGUGCAGGUGUUAAGUUUCAGGUGGUUUGUCUAUGAUUACUCGGAUAGCAAUAGCAGCAGCGGAGCGGCGGCGGCGGCUGCUGCAGCGGCGGGAGGGGAUUUCAAUUUCAGCACCAAGGGCAGCGACAAGCGGGGCGCUGGCAGCACCGCCGGGGCGCGGGCAGUGCCUACGGCAGCAAGCAGCAGCAGGAGCGGCCCCCAGACCUGCUGCAGGGUCUGCAUGUGGCUUUUUCAGUCCAUCAUACACAUCCUCCAGCUCGGACAGGUCUGGCGGUAUCUGCGCUCCCUCUACCUGGGAGUCCAGAGCCGCUGGCGCAGCGAGCACGAGCGGUGUCACUUCCACUGGCGGAUGAUGUUCGAGAGCGCGGACAUCAACAUGCUGCGUCUGCUGGAGACCUUCCUCAAGAGCGCCCCCCAGCUGGUCCUGCAGCUCAGCAUCAUGAUCCAGAGGAACCAGGUGGAGCCGCUGCAGGGUCUGUCUGCCUCUGCAUCUCUGGUCGCCCUGGCUUGGGUGAUCGCCUCCUAUCAGAAGGUUCUCCAUGACUCCCGCGAUGAUAAGAUGUCCUUGUCAUAUAAGGCAGUCAUCAUCCAGAUUCUGUGGCACCUCUUCACCAUUGGUGCUCGAACCAUCGCCUUCGCCCUCUUCGUCUCUGUGUUCCAGCUCUACUUUGGGAUCUUCAUCGUCACCCACUGGUGCAUCAUGACCUUCUGGAUCAUCCAGGGGGAGACGGACUUCUGCAUGUCCAAGUGGGAGGAGAUCAUCUAUAACAUGGUGGUGGGCAUCAUCUACAUCUUCUGCUGGUUCAAUGUCAAGGAGGGGCGGACCCGCUACCGAAUGUUCAUCUACUAUUUCAUUACCCUUACCGAAAAUGCUGCCUUGACGGUGCUUUGGUAUUUGUACCGGGACCCGCAGACCACAGACUUCUACGCCUUAAUCAUAGUUUGUGUGGUGGUCUGCAGCUUCGCUCUUGGAAUGUUCUUCAUGUUCAUUUACUAUUGCCUGCUGCACCCAAAUGGACCCAUAUUUGGGUCCCAGUGGGGCUGUGUGGAGGACGAGGGGCCAGAACCUGCUGCCAUUCCCCCAGAUGUUGUAACAAGUCCCCCUAGAUCUCUACAGAGGACUAUGGGUGCGGAAAGGGAACAGGUACCAGGGGACCGGGACAGCUGCAUGCCUGUUUUUCAGGUGAGGCCAAGCAUCCCACAAACCCCAGUUGCUCGCACUCCACGGACAGAAGGGCCUGUCAUUAGGAUAGACUUGCCCAGGAAGAAGUAUCCAGCUUGGGAUGCCCAUUUCAUUGACCGGAGGCUACGUAAGACUAUCUUAGUACUGGAGCACACCUCUCCUGUCACCCCCCGGAUACAGUACCGAAGCCUCAGUGCUCCCAAGGAAGUGAUGGAGUAUGAAACCACAGUGUAGACAAGCUCAGACAAAGUCCAAGGUUGAUGUGAGGUAACCUGUCUCUUUGAAAGGCUUUGUGCAGUCAACAUUGAGAUAGGGUAGGGGGUGGUCACGGAACCCCUGACCUUGCAGCUUAACUUCAGAACCCGGGCUUGCUGAGCACAGCUGCAUUUGGAAACCAGAUCUUGUGCAAAAGGGGGCAGCUCAAACUCUACUGUUGCGACUGCAUCAGUCAGAUUUUCAUUGGCUCUUUGUGACCACGGCUGUCCGAAGAAAUACAUAAAUGAAUAAAUAACUCAUUUUAAAUUGCGUUCGACUGUAUUUGAUUCGGGGCACGCACAGUUCGAUCAGUUGUCAUGGUAGCACUGAAAUAUAUUACCUGUGAACAUGUUAACGAAAAAGCAAAAGGUUGUACGUUGGUUUGCAUCAAUAUGGUAAAGGAUCUCUCAUAGGCUAGCAAAUGUUUUUAGCAACCUCGUCUCAAGUGGCCAUGUCCUGUUUUUAUUUUUUUUAUUUUUUUUAACUUUUUCAAUGUCUGUCUUACUUUUGGUUUGUCUUAGAUGAACAAUGUGUCAUGCCAAGGCCUGAGUUUACAGUUAUGGCCAAGUUGUAGUUCAGUAAAUUAAGGAUUAAACAUUAUACAAAUAAUAUUAUAUAUAUAUAUAUAGAUAUGCACAAAAAAACUGUUGACUAAAUGUAUUUAGGAAAUUAGCAAAAUGGGUGAAGUUGACAGCCUUAAAAACGGUACAUAGCUUGUGGAUAUAUUUUAAAGUGAAUGGGUAGACUGUCAGAAGCUGUUUGAAACCACUUCUACAUUGAGAUUGUUAAAGUGAAAUGAUGCUAAAUCUGCAAUUUAUUGCAAUUUCUCAUGACUGAAAAUGAAAUACGUCGAGGCAGACUUCACUUGAGUAUCUUUGUAGUCGUGUGCGUUACAUAUAUAGAUGUUUGAAAUAGGUGGUGUGACUGAGACGUUUAGCAUUAUGCCAUUUCUCACUGUGUUAACCGACUUAAAACAAAUCCAAGAAAUGAUCUUUCACAAACACACUUUACUACAUAUUCUGCCAACCCACCAUUUCCAUCUUCACUAUUUCUACCAUGUGAAAAACCAGCUUACAAGUUUUUGCUAGGUUUUGCUUUGUCUUUCCACAUGUAAAGAAGGGUGUGAUGUGUAAAGACAAUGUAACAGGGAAGUUUGCAAGGGAUUUUUGUGAAGCAGCAGUAUGUCGAAGAACACAGAGCAGAACACAAAUAGAGGACAGUAGCUUUGGGGCAACCACAGAGGACUCAGUAUCAAUGAGUUAAACAUUGGUGCUACAGCUGAGCAUAUUACAGUUAUCACUUAGAAACCACACAGAUACAGUGAAGCCUUAUUAUCACCAGACUGUUGCUUUUCACUGCAAAAAAUAUAAUAACAAUAAACUAAAAAAGAGUGUGAGACUGCAUCCCUCGGUGUGGAUUCAGUAAUGUAAUCGUGUAUUAUUUACUGUGUGUUACUGGUGGAUGCUGGCAAUUGGAAAUGCCAUGGUCAUGGGGUUUAUACUGAAUUGGUAUUCAUAAGCCUCAAAGAGAAGGACACAUGGUCUGCUGACAUGCCAGGAUACUAUCUAUACAUUUUUUGGUGCUGAACUUUCCUGGAAGCCGUCAGCCUGCUGAUAGAUCAGAGGGGGUGAAUUUCAAAAGUUGAUCGAUCAACAUUCACCUAUUCAUUAAUCUUUUAGGAAAUAAGUACAUGAAUGUUUUACAAACUGAGAGCACAAAUAAAAAAUGCAGCAGUUUUCUUCAGAUGGUUAAACUUCACAGGAAGUGAUGCUCUUCAUCCCUUCAAGAUGAAUUCAUUGGUAAACCCAGCUUUUGAAAAUCAGACCCCAAGGGUAAGGCAGAUGGGCAUGGGCCAGUCUUUGCCGCUCUGAUUUGCCAAUGUGCCUCAAACCUGACCACACAGACUAUUCUUUGUGGAAGCAAGAGAUUUGAUUCUUCUCUGUGCUUAUUCAAUCUGGGGCUGAUUCAGAGGAAGGCUUCCAGCUGUGCCAAAACACGCUGAGCAGUCCAGUGUUUUUUUUUUUUUUUUUUUUUUAAAUAAACUAUUAAAGACCAGGAAACACUAAACUCAUUUCUCCUUAAUGCAAAACCAGAUUUAAAUUUAAAUUUCAUGACAAAAGGAUUAAGGGAUCAAUUGACAAAUAAAUACCCAUUAACGAUACUGUAUUUCCGUAAAACAAUAUAAAGCUGUAAUGUAAGGGAUCUUAAUCUUCAGACUGCAUUUGUUACAAGCACACCGGUUGUCUUUACAGUAUGUGCUUUGAAUAUAACCCUUUUCUUUCUGUUUUGACACGACAUGAAUAUUCAUCAAACUGCCAUCUAGACUAUAAAGAAGAGCUCUGCGUUACUGUAACUCACUUCUAGAGAUAUAACCAGGAGUGCUGAGAAUGCAAAUGCCUGCUGAGCCAACUCAUACGAAUAGCUCAGAAAGCCUACACAUUGUCAUUGAUUUAUAAUUACCUGCUCCCAAGAAACAGUUUGACACAGGUUAAAAUACACAGUAAGGAUGUGAAAGGGGUCAGCUUCCUAAAUACACUCAGAUUCGGUAAAUCCAGAAGGCAGACUCACAGUUGACAAUAGUGUUUGGGGAAAAUGAAAUUGGAAAGGUGGCCAUAAAUGUGUUUAAAAAAAAGGGCUCUGCGCUCUAUCAAAGCAUGUAUACUGGAAUCACUAAACUCAGGUGUGUUGAUUAACACUUCAUCAUGUUUGUAGCUCUGCAGUAUAAACCCCUGCAGAAGAUCUCGAUUAUUUUGAUUGUCUCCAUUGUGUUUUCCUUUCUUUUCUGUGGCUCGGUUGCUGCUGUAAAACUGGUUUGAAUAGGUUUCAUUUUUUUUACUCUGUGGCAGAUAUGCAACCCAGAUUUCCAAAUUUUAUUCUCAGAAGUUGAUAGCGGUAAAAAGUGGUAAGGACAAAACAAACCACUGAAGCGAGCCCGUGAACGUGUAGUAAACUUUGUGGUGACCACAUAAUUAUUUGAUUUGUGUCAUUUAAUCAAAUUUAUAAAUGUAAAAUAAAAUAAAUGGUUGUUCCGGGAAACAGUCUCAAAAAAAAAAAAAAAAAAGCAUGAUUCAUAACUUGUUUCCCUGUAUCACCUCACAAUAUGUGUUUUUUUCUAUUAAAAAAAUGUAUCCCUUAAAAAACAAAUAUGCAAUAUGUUAUUUUUGUUUCUUUGAGUGUUCUUUGCAGCGUCUAUGCUGGCGUGACAGAUGGAAUGAGUUGGUGGUUAGUAGUUCUGUCUGUAUGAAACAGGAG